GGACAUUUCCUCACUGAUAGAAACGUCAAGAUAUUGCAAUUUCACUUCAGAAUUUCCGCUUUUACAAAAGUGCAUUUAUCGCUAAAAUAGGCCAAAAUUGUCACUAAAACCACUUGUAAAACAUUUCAGAACAUUCUUAAAAUUAGCUAGAGUUAAAAUUGUCCAUCUACCGUAAUAUUCUAUCUGUGAACAGAAGCCAAAAACAGGGAGUGUGCGAUUUAUAUCAAAAAGAUGCAAUUCUAGCAGAGAAUCCCUAAAUUCACGACAAAUGGCAACAUACGGAUGGGGAAGUACGGCAAAUGGAGAGCUGGGGCUAGGUGGAAUCGAAGAGGACAUAAUCCUAACGCCAAGGGAGAUUCACUGGUUGGAGGGAGCAGAAUUGGAUCAGGCAGCGUGUGGGACAUCCCAUACGCUCCUUCUGACAAAACAGGGAAAGGUUUAUUCAUGCGGAAGCAAUGAUUUUGGUCAACUGGGACACGAUCAUCCUUCCCGGAAAAGGCCACGUAUGUCGUGCUUUAAAUUUAUCAGUUCCCUGGAGAACUAUACAAUCACCCAAGUCUCUAGCGGAGCCACUCACUCCAUGGCCCUCAAUGAGUGGGGUCAGGUGUUUACAUGGGGAUCAGAUACUCAUGGACAAUUGGGCAAUGAGCUCCUGGGAGCCAUUCAGGCCACUCCGCGAAUUGUCCGUAGCCUGAGUACGAAACAUGUGGUACAGAUCGUCUGUGGGCACUUUCACUGCUUAGCCCUUACGAAUAGCGGCGAAAUAUUUGCCUGGGGUGCCAAUAAUUUUGGUCAGUUGGGCCUUGGACCUGGCACAGAGAAGGUUUCCAAGCCAGCACUGGUGGAAGCUCUGAGUGGCAUCCCAAUUGCCUUUAUCUGCUGCGGCAGCAAUCACAGCUUCGCAGUGUCGACUUCGGGGGCAGUUUUUGCGUGGGGAAAGAACAAUUUUGGCCAAUUGGGUCUCAAUGAUGACUCCCAUCAUGCCUAUCCUCAGCAGAUCCGUGGCCUGAGAAGCCUAGGAGUGCGUCAUAUUGCCUGUGGGGAUGACUUCUCGGUCUUCCUCACGGCCGAUGGACGAGUGUUUACGUGUGGACUGGGCACGAAUGGGCAAUUAGGGCAUGGAGUCAAUAACAACGAGAUUACGCCCAGAAUGGUGCUUGAACUGGCCGGCAGUACAAUUACCCAAGUGUCCUGUGGCAGGAAACAUACGCUGGCUUUUGUGCCGUCCAGAGGGAGAGUUUAUGGCUUUGGGCUAGGGCACUCUGGUCAGUUGGGUAUGUCGAAACCUAGAAAUGUUUCAAUUCCACAAGUUGUCAUUGGACCCUGGAUAUCUCCAAGUGGACUGAUGGAGGAUGAGGGAGGUAUUGGAGGACCUAGCAUGAAAGUCAGGAGGAUCUUUUCCGGUGGGGACCAUUGCAUCGUGUCUGCAGUAGAGAAAUUCAGCAACAUCCCAUCUUAUGAUUCACGCAUUUAUGACGCAAAAACUCAAAUUUGCCAACUCUCGCUCGAAUUGGCAAGUUCAUUUAGUGAUUUACCAAAAGACAGCAACGUUGAUCUGGAUGUUAUAUCAACAUUAGAAGUGAUAUUCAAGAAUCAAGCUUGCCUUAAUGCUUCAUUCCUUAAAGAAACCGAAGAACAUACACCGUGCACGUCCAAAAAUCAUGGUGUAGAUGUAGCAAUAGCUGAGAAUGCCUUUGAGUAUAUACGCAAAGUUGAGAAUGAGAGCAUAAAGAAUUUGAUUUGGGAGUCAAUUACCACGGAUUUGAUACAGAGUCUAAAAUCUAAACCACCGGAUGUGGAAACCUUGCGUAUUUACUUGGUUCUCCCACUCUAUCAUGAGUUUAUCAACUCAAAAAAUUACCAAAAACUCCAUACGCCCUUCAGUCAGGCUGUUCUGCGUUUGCCGCAGUGUCCAGCCAGGAUUGUUCACAAAUGGUGGUCAGAACAGUCAGUUGAGUACUUUGAGCGAUUGAUUGAGUGCUUCAAGGGCGUCGUGACGUACAUUGUGAACUUUCAGUAUCGCCAGGAUGCCAGUAGUCGCCUGGUGAUUGGGUAUGAGAAGAAUCUCCAUAUGGCUCUCAAUUUGAUGCUCAAUCUCUUUGUGUCAAAUCAUAAAUAUCGCACUGAAAAGGUGCCCUGCGAUGUGUUCUAUGUGAAUGAACUACACGAAACUGUUGAUAUUCAGAAGGACUACUUGAUGUGGCUACACGAUAAGGAUUCUACCUCUUUCCAUCUCUGUUCCUAUCCAUUCAUUUUUGAUGUGGCCGCCAAGACGCUUCUGUUGGAGACGGAUCAAAGAAUCCAGAUGCACAAUGCAAUGCAGAGUGCCACUACUGAUAUUUUCAUGCAAAUGAUGGCAGGGGCACCACAAUCUCUGAAUCCAUUCAUGACACUCAAUGUUACCCGGAAUAAUCUCGUUCAGGACACUAUCGACGAAUUGAGUCGUUACAAUGCGAAUGAAUUCAAGAGACCUCUACGGAUAAAGUUCCGUGGAGAGGAAGCUGAGGAUGCUGGUGGGGUGCAGAAAGAAUUCUUUAUGCUGUUGCUCAAGGAGAUUUUGGAUCCAAAGUAUGGUAUGUUUAAGGAGUACGAGGAUUCGAGGUACAUUUGGUUCUCCAAUGCAUCCUUUGAGAGUGUCAAUAUGUACACACUUAUUGGGAUUCUCUGUGGUCUGGCCAUUUACAAUUUCACUAUUAUUGACUUACCCUUCCCGUUGGGGCUGUACAAGAAGAUUCUCAGGGAGGUUGUAGAUUUGUCUGAUUUGAAGGAUCUGAGUCCAACGGUGGCUGCUUCAAUGGAGGAGAUGCUGGCUUAUGAAGGAGCGGAUUUUGAGGAUGUUUUUCUAGUGACAUUCUCAAUUACUGAGGAGAUUUUUGGGGAGCAGCGAACGGUUGAUUUGAAGCCCAAUGGACGGAAUAUUAUGGUGACGCAAGAGACAAAACAGGAAUUUGUUGAUCUCUACAUUGACUAUGUCUUUAGUGAGAGUGUCAAGAUGCAUUUUGAGGGAUUUGAUAUGGGAUUUCAGAAAGUUUGUGGAGGUAGAAUUUUAGGAUUGUUUACGUCACGCGAACUGAUGGCAAUGGUUGUGGGCAAUGAGAAUUACGAUUGGUUUGCAUUGCAAGAGACGGCAGAAUAUAGGAAUGGAUAUUCGUCUAGUGAUCAAACGGUUCAGUGGUUCUGGGAGGUGUUUCAUGAGCUCAGUCUCAAUGACAAGAAGAACUUUUUGCUCUAUCUCACUGGAUCUAGUCGUGUACCAAUUCAAGGCAUGAAAGCCAUUAAAAUCUACAUUCAACCAACACCUGAUGAUCGUUUUCUGCCCGUGGCUCAUACGUGCUUCAAUUUGUUGGAUUUACCGAAGUACAAGACCAAGGAGAAACUGAAAUACAAACUCCUGCAGGCCAUUCAACAGACUCAGGGCUUCAGUUUGGUCUGAAGACAACGGGACGAUGUAGGUAACUAUUACCAUUUUGUGCAGAAUGAAGAUUUGCUAAGAUGAUAUUCACUGACAAAUAACUGAACAAAUUAAAGAAUUAUUUUCAUGGAG
Phlebotomus papatasi is the source of this 3544-nucleotide messenger RNA. It is a transcript of the gene Herc4, whose product is annotated as probable E3 ubiquitin-protein ligase HERC4. The transcript is spliced from 8 exons. Gene Ontology annotation, molecular function: ubiquitin protein ligase activity. The record is from RefSeq and is a predicted model, not a curated record. Gene Ontology annotation, biological process: protein ubiquitination; ubiquitin-dependent protein catabolic process. Bases 269 to 3433 code for a protein of 1054 amino acids. Lineage: Eukaryota; Metazoa; Arthropoda; Insecta; Diptera; Psychodidae.